AAAUUAGCAUGUAACCCUAAGGUUGCUAAAACACUACUGCUUCGUUCACUGUAAACAGGUCACCUUUCGUCGUUCCUUUGAAUGAACCGGCCUAAAGAGCCGGCUCUUUCGGGCAGACACGCAUUGGCUGAGUGGGGUAAAGGUGAACACAGGCUGGCGUUGCAGCUGCAGGAGCUGCAGACAGCAACACAGCCACAUUCCCUCUUUUAUACAGCUGUGUAAAAGGAACCAAACCCAAGAUAUUUAUACUCAAAACAUCCCGGAGAAGCUGAGCUAGCAAGAGAAGAAAUGGCCAAUCAGUUAACAGACACUCUGCCUGAACGGACCUUUCAGUACCAGAACAGUCUGCCUCCCCUACCUGUACCAUCACUCCAGGGCAGCCUGUCUAAGUAUCUGGAUGCAGUUCGUCCAUUUGCAACAAAAAAAGAGUUUAAAGCUACCAUGAACACUGUGAGGAAAUUCUCCGAAGGUGUCGGCAGAGAGCUGCACCAGAAAUUGCUGCAGAGAGCGAAGGAAAAGAGAAACUGGCUGGAGGAAUGGUGGUUGGACACGGCGUAUCUAGAAGUGCGGAUUCCCUCUCAGCUGAAUGUAAACUUUGGAGGCCCUGGGCCUUACUUGGAGCAUUUCUGGCCUCCUGCUGAAGGAAUUUCUCUGCAGAGAACCAGUAUCAUAACAUGGCACACGCUGCAGUACUGGGACCUGCUCCGCACGGAAAGACUUGCUCCCCAAAAAGCUGGGAAAACCCCACUAGACAUGGAUCAGUUCAGGAUGCUCUACUCCACCUGCAAAGUACCUGGAGUGAAGAAGGACACCAUUCGUAACUACUUCAAGACAGUGAGCGAGGGCCCGUGUCCUUCCCACCUGGUGGUGAUGUGCCGUGGACGGAUUUUCACUUUCGAUGCACUUUUUGAUGGACAGAUCCUGACUCCUCCAGAGCUCCUCAGGCAGCUGAGCUUCGUGAAGAAGCGCUGUGAGGGAGAACCAGAAGGAGACGGGGUUGGCGCACUGACAUCUGAUGAACGGACUCGCUGGGCAAAGGCUAGAGAGCAUCUAGUCAGCAUCGAUCCACACAAUAAGACGAUUCUGGAGACCAUUCAGAGCACCCUGUUUGUCAUCUCCCUGGAUGAAUCCAAACCCUACUCCCGUCCCGAGAACUACACUAAUCUAACGGCAGCAGCCCUCACAGGUGACCCCACUAUCCGCUGGGGGGAUAAAUCCUACAACUCAAUCGCAUUUUCAGAUGGCACUUUUGGAUCCACUUGUGAUCAUGCACCAUAUGACGCUAUGGUGCUGAUAUCGAUGUGUUGGUAUCUUGACCAACAAAUCAGAGCUACAGAGGGACAAUGGAAGGGUUCAGACACAAUCAGACAGAUUCCUUUUCCUGAGGAGCUGCUGUUCACUUUGGAUGAAAAAGCCUACAGUGACAUCCAUCAUGCCAAACAGCAGUAUCUGGAGUCUACCCAGGACCUGCAGAUCGUGUGCUAUGCCUUCACAGCGUUUGGAAAAUUGGCCAUCAAACAGAGGAAGCUGCAUCCGGACACAUUUAUCCAACUGGCAAUGCAGCUAGCUUACUACAAAUUGCACAAGAAGCCGGGAAGUUGCUAUGAAACAGCAACGACUCGCAGGUUUUACCACGGCAGGACAGAGACUAUGCGACCUUGCACCCAGGAGGCUGUGAACUGGUGCAAAGCCAUGAUGGACCCUGCAUGUGAGGUGAAAGCUCGGAGGACCGCCAUGCUGUCAGCUUUUAAUAAACACAACAAACUGAUGUCUGAAGCUCAAGAUGGAAACGGUUUUGACAGGCAUCUACUUGGGCUUUACCUUAUUGCUAAAGAAGAUGGACGCCCCACACCUGAGCUGUUCUCUGACCCCCUCUACUCUAGGAGUGGCGGCGGUGGGAACUUUGUGCUGUCGUCCAGUCUGGUGGGCUACACAACAAUAAUGGGGGCGGUGGCUCCGAUGGUUCACCAUGGUUACGGUUUCUUCUACCGCAUCAGGGAUGACAGCAUUGUGAUCUCUGUCACAGCCUGGAAGUCCUGCCAUGAGACAGAUGCAGCCUCACUCUUCAACCUCUUCUCCAGCUCCAUGCACGAGAUGCUCCAUCUGGCCACCACAGCUAAUCUAUAAAUAGCCAUCCAUUAAAGGCUGAAUUUGUUUCAUUUCUUCUCUCCCUCUUGUCACAUGCAGCUCAGACUGAUUUUAUACUGACAGCUAGAUCAGCACAAAUCAAUGCAAGAGAGCAGAAUCUGUAACACUACAGUAGAUGAGCUCUGCUAAUGAAAAACUUUUUCUUCUUAGCAUUUUUAUUGAUAAUUUUUCUGUGCACAUAUGACUGUUUAUUUCUUUGAUUUUUGUGCAAGAUUUGUUUUUAUUUUGCAUCCAAUUGUUUUUGAAAUUGCAUAAUUUCUGUUAGACUCCUGUCCUGAAGUUUGAAUGCUACUUUUACUGAUCAUGGAUGACAGACCCCGAAUGAGCCGUAUCGAUAAAACUACAGUUACUACAUAGAGAUGUUUUUAAAUAAUGCAUGCCUUAAAAGAACUGUAGUUCCACAGCCUUGCUUUUUAUUAAUGUUCUCAGGUCUGUGAUUAUGCAAAUGUCCCCUACCUCUUUUCUUCUUGCUAAAGAAGCAGAAACCUUACCUUUGAUCUAUGAUGGAUGGACUCCUGAUGAAUCUGAGCUCAUAAAUAAUCUUAAUUGUAAAUAUAUAACAGGUUUAAUUUAUCUGCAGAAGUCCAUCAUUUUGUCAUGGGAAAAAAAAUGACACUCUUCGCUGCAUUUUGGUUGGAUUCUCUCUAACAAAGAAUUACAUAUUAAAUUAUUGUUAAAAUA
Molecule: messenger RNA, 2829 nt
Organism: Cyprinodon tularosa
Lineage: Eukaryota; Metazoa; Chordata; Actinopteri; Cyprinodontiformes; Cyprinodontidae
Gene: crot
Product: carnitine O-octanoyltransferase
Exons: 17
Coding region: 289-2127 (612 amino acids)
Cellular component (GO): peroxisome
Molecular function (GO): carnitine O-octanoyltransferase activity
Source: RefSeq, a predicted model, not a curated record